CACUACGGAAUAUUUUUGUCAAUGCACGUGGGACUCCUGGCUCAAGUAACAUAUUCAACAGGAUCAAUGGGGAUCUGUAGCUAAUUUUCGAUUAACGUAGCUAAAUACUCGUGUAUUAGGGAAGACAUUUGCAACUUAAUUUUGAGCAACAAUGGUAGACUGGAGUCCGAUAGCGAAGGUGUACGACCCGCUGAAAGCUGGCAGCAUCGACGGCACGGACGUGGAGCCCCAUGACCGGGCGGUAUGGAGGGCUAUGGGAGCCCGCUACAAACCCAACAAAGGCGUAGUUGGAGACCCACUGCUCACUCUGUUUGUGUACCGCCUGAACCCCCAAACAACAGAGGACAAACUGCACCAAGUGUUCUCCAAGUACGGAGACAUCCAGCGGCUCCGACUGGUCCGGGACAUCGUCACGGGCUUUUCCAAAGGAUACGCCUUCAUUGAAUACAAGGAGGAACGGUCCGUUGUCCGGGCCCGCCGGGACGCCAAUAAGCUGCUGGUGGACCAGCACGAAGUGUUUGUGGAUUUUGAACAAGAAAGGACCCUCAAGGGAUGGGUCCCCCGUCGGCUUGGGGGUGGGCAAGGAGGGAAGAAAGAGUCCGGGCAGCUGCGGUUCGGCGGCAGGGACAGGCCUUUCCGUAAACCCAUUCACCUCGGUGUCGGCGCUGUGCAGGAACGAGGAGGAGGAGGAGGAGGAGGAGGCGGGGGAGGGAGGGAGUGGGAUAGACCAGGUACGAGAGACAGGGAGGAACGGGACCGACACAGGGAGACCGAGUGGAGCAGCAGAGGGAGGAGAGAUGACCGGGACAGAGGCAGAGAGAGGGAAGACCGCAGACACGGAGACAGGAGCAGGCACCGGGACAGGAGAUGAAGCCCACAUUUACAGAACUGGAGAUAACUCCAAAGUUCAAAAUAAGUCUGUGACAGAUGUUUGAUCCACAGCAGCUGCCUGCCUCAAAUGGAGGUAUUUUAAGUGUGCAGUGAAGGAGAGUGUCACUUUUGUGGCUGGUGGUUUGCACACCGGGGACUGAACUAUGGAAAUACAGAUUACUUUCUUUUGUUAUGUGUUAUCAUUAGUUCAGUUUGGGUGUGAAAUUGUACCUGGUUGAUCAGAUUGCACUGUAUGGUAAUACCAUGUAAAGGUGGAGCCAUUUUCAGCUGAUACUCUGGUAGCUGGUAUUUCCCAGGCAAAUACAAGUACAUGGUUAUAUAGUACAAAUUGAGCUGCAAAAACUGCAAUAAUACACCAUAUUAAAAAUAAUUGCACGGUUCAUUACAAUGAUAUAACUUCUUUUUUUUACGAUAUAGAUGUUGUCCAGCUCCAAUAAGUAAGGCCUAACAAGCAGUAAAUAACACACACUUUAAAAGCAGAAUAUGCAACUAAAUGGACAGAAUACUAUUAUGUUUCUUAUACAUCUACAAAGUACCUGUAAAUCAGACUUAAUCUGUUACCCAUUUCACACUCUUCAUAAAUAGGCCUGCAGUGAUUCACUUUCUUUCUUGGAACCUGCGUGUUCAAACAUGUUGUAAGAUUUCCUAAAGUGGGCAUGUAGCCUCUCUAUGUUGACAUAUUUAUACUGAUGAAGGUUUUUGGAGCAUUAUAUUUGGUAAAAAGCCACGUAUGAGGGUUUGUGCAGCACUAACUAUACCCGAGGGAAGAAAACCAAAUAAACCAAAAAUAAUUUUAACACAUUGGUGGCACUUUCCUUGUUCCUAGUUUAUAAAAUAUAUUUCCAAUAUUGUUAUUUUGGAUUGCAUUUUUCUCUGUGAAAGAAGCCAAUAAAUGUAUUUUUUCUAUUGGCAAAACAGGACAAGAAAAUACAAAAAAUCAUAUACAGAUAAGUGUAUCUUUGAUUAUACUUAGUUUGAUUUAAAAGUUAUCCUCCUCUGUGACUUCUGCUGAAGUCUCAGCUCAGAUGUUUGGUCCCUGCCCCUGCCCAUUAAAGCAGAUCAUGUUUCAGUUAUGAGUCACUGGGUGGAUUGUUUUCUCUCAAGCUGACCGCAAGUCAGUCUGAAGACGUCAAUAUGAAAUGUUAAAGGUCUGGUGUUAGAAUGAGUUCAUUAAGUCUUAUCCGGUGACUCCAUGCACUGGACACAUCAUCAGUCCAUUAGCUCAUCAGAUUGACCUGCUGCUGGGAAAUUCAUCAAUGUUGCCUGAGAAGAAGCUAAACCUGAGAAUAGAGUUUGUAUUGGAUAGAACUAAGUCCUUAGUAACACUGAUGUAAACAACAGCAACUGAAGAAUCGGAUUGCACAACUAUUGACUAUGCACACUGUGCUGGAUGUGGUUAGGGAAGGAGAAUUCAACACUGAAGAGAUAUGUGUUAAAGUGUUAUUUAUAAGACUGUAGUAUUGAUGCAAAGAUACACACGCAACACAAAACUGGUAUGAUUUUAACUGGUUUAUAAAAUUGGGUUUAUUAAUGUGCACUAUGACUAUAACAAGCUUGGAUUGAUCCAUUGAUGGAAUUAGAUAUGUGCUGCCGUAAAAACAAUAUGACCAUGAUCAUCUUGACAUUCUUUUAUUUAUUUAUUCAUGUUUGGGUGUCUGGACGAGGCCUCUCAGCACAUCGUGGGUUCAUGAUGCGCCAACCAGGGUAAUUCUCUCUUUGCACAGUGCUAAAGUCGAUCCUGUGAACCAAAACACACACACUGAUGAGCUGCUCUUUUUACGUUCAGCUGUAGUAUAUUGUCCUGUCGACAAACUUGAUCUCACCUAAAGGCCGGGUUGAUGCAGAUGUUGUCUGGCUGUGGGAGGGCAGGUGUUCGCCUCCUGCGGCAAGAAGACUGAGGAGGAAAAUCCUUCUGAUACUGAGACUGCAUCUCUGUCGUGUCUUGUUCCUUUGUCACUGCUGUCUGAUCAUAGUUGCCUUCUUGCUCGUCCUCGCCUGGUUUCCAGUCUCUGCUGCUGUUUCCUCUUCCUGUUUGUUUGGCACCACAUGAUACUAGUCUUCUUUCAUUUUGAUAAAUGCUUGUUUUUGAAUAUUAAAUUGUCAUACCAUUUUAAUUAUGA
Messenger RNA from Cottoperca gobio, 3011 nucleotides. RefSeq names its product small nuclear ribonucleoprotein 35 (U11/U12) (gene snrnp35). NCBI's taxonomy places the organism in Eukaryota, Metazoa, Chordata, Actinopteri, Perciformes, Bovichtidae. The record is from RefSeq and is a predicted model, not a curated record. The coding region runs from base 152 to 871 and encodes 239 amino acids. The transcript has a single exon. Gene Ontology annotation, biological process: mRNA splicing, via spliceosome. Gene Ontology annotation, molecular function: mRNA binding; snRNA binding. Gene Ontology annotation, cellular component: precatalytic spliceosome; U12-type spliceosomal complex.